Molecule: messenger RNA, 1119 nt
Organism: Lodderomyces margitis
Lineage: Eukaryota; Fungi; Ascomycota; Pichiomycetes; Serinales; Debaryomycetaceae
Gene: MED18
Product: Med18p
Exons: 1
Coding region: 1-1119 (372 amino acids)
Biological process (GO): regulation of transcription by RNA polymerase II; termination of RNA polymerase II transcription
Cellular component (GO): core mediator complex; mediator complex
Molecular function (GO): transcription coregulator activity
Source: RefSeq, a predicted model, not a curated record
AUGGUGCAACAACUAUCCUUAGCAUCGUCAAUUCCUCAUUCAAAUUACUUACAAACGAUUACCUCGCUUCAGGCCAUCACGGGUAUACUACAACCACAAGACAUUUCCACUUAUUCAUUAAUCACCAAACCCAAUCAUGUAUUCAAACCCAAAUUUGAACCAGGCAAAAUCAACCAAAUUGAACAGUAUUAUAUGAAAUGUACAACAACUUGGCUCGAUAAGAAGAAAGGACGUCUAGAUAUUGCUAAACCCAUUUUCAACGACGAUAGAUCAAACCCUAUCUUAGUGAACAAAUUAUUUAGUAGUGACGAUCGAAAUGAUGAAGAUGGUACUGAACGUGUAUGGACACUACAGAUUAGUGAUAUACCCAUUGCUGGAAAAAACCAGACUUGUCUGCAACAGACGAUUUAUGAAAGCACCUUGGUGCACACUCAUGUGGGCGUGGAUAGUGGUGCUACUAGAGAUGAAACGGAUGAUAAGAUGGAUAUUGAUGUGAAUAUGAAGGAGGAAAGUGACCAGCCCAAGCAGGAUAUUAAAAAAGAGGAGACUAACUUGGAAAAACACGAGGAGCUACCCGUAAAGGAAGAGGAAAAUACAGAGGAUGCUAUUGUUAUUGACGAGGAACCAAAUACAAAAGAUAGCCAUAAAGAUGAUAACACCAAUGAAACAACUACCGUAAAGACUGAGUCACAAGAAGCGAACAUCACCACAAAUCCAGACACUGCAUCAGCAACACAGUCCAAAUCAUCCACGGGAAAGCGCAAGAACGACUCCUUCUUAAUCUUUCUUAACGAUCUCGGGUACGAAGUAGUCAACCAAUACUGGAUAAAGGGCGUACGAUUCUUUUACAAAGACAUUAUAAUUGAGAUUUACAAAGUAUUUAUCCGUGAUGAUGGGUAUGAUGCUGGUGCCACUGAUGCCAUUAAAUUGAAGUUGUUGGAUGAAUCAAAUACAUUUCAAAUCAAGUGUUUUGUCAAUGUGCCCAAAACGACUGAUAUUGAGUUAAUCAAUGCCGGUGCUAAAGAGUUGAGCAAAUUGCAGGAAUUUGUCAAGAAUCUAUUUAUUUUGGAAAUUCCCGAUCGAAUGUUCAUGGACUCGAGAAUACAAAGCUUGAAAUGA